Helobdella robusta is the source of this 2331-nucleotide messenger RNA. RefSeq lists its product as hypothetical. The transcript has 7 exons. Gene Ontology annotation, cellular component: plasma membrane. Bases 1 to 2331 code for a protein of 776 amino acids. Gene Ontology annotation, biological process: cell adhesion. Lineage: Eukaryota; Metazoa; Annelida; Clitellata; Rhynchobdellida; Glossiphoniidae. The record is from RefSeq and is a predicted model, not a curated record.
AUGACACUUUUGAGAUUAAUUUUUAUAACACAUUUUUUAUCAGCAUCUAGUUUAGGCAGCAUGCUAACUUAUCAUGGAAGAGUUCGGGAAAAUGUACCAUUAGGGACAAUUGUAGAUCUUGACAUACCCCUUUAUGUUAGAAAAAGAUAUCAAAUAAGUGAUGAUGAGAUUUGUGGCUACACACUCUACAAAUGUCAACUUGGACACCCCUUCAAAGUUCAAAUAAUAGAACCAACCACGGGGAGUGCAGCCAUCAUUGUAAAUGGCAAUCUGGACUAUGAGAAACAGAAGGUGUUCCAGUUCGAGAUCGCUGGCCACGGAUGCAACAACAACAACAACAAUAAUAAAAUCAACAACAAAAACAACAACAAUAAUAAUAACAAUAACAACGAUAAUAGCAAUAACAAUAAUAAUAUUAAUGAUGAAAGCAACUUUAAUGUGAGCGGUGAGAACGGUUACGGUGACCGUCACAUCACCACCAUCUCCAACAACAUUGUCGAAAAUAAAAAUAGUGUAAAAAAAUCAUUCAUCCUGUCGAAAAAUCUUGAUAAUGAUGACGAGAGCAAUGAUGGUGAUGAUGAUGAUGAGAUGAUUUUUUCAAAGAUAUCUUCUAAUAAUACUCAAAUACAUUCAUUUUAUGCUGAAAGAGAAAUGGUCAUUAUUCACAUUGAAGACUAUAACGAUAAUGCACCGAGAUGGGUCUCAUACAACAACACCUUCAACAACAACAAUGAUAGUAAUAAAAACAAUAAUAAUAACAAUAAUACUAGCGCAAUGUUUAAUACUCUCCAUCAGCAAAAUAACCAUAAUAAUAAUAAUAACAAUAAUAAUAAUAUCAAUAAUAGUAAUAAUAAUAGCGACAGUAUUGAUGAUGGUAUGGUAGUGACGUGCUUGAAGGCAGUUGAUGAUGACGGCACACUGGAGCAUUCAACAAUCGCCAACUACAUACUGAUUAAUUAUAAAAGAUAUUUCAGCAUUGAUAAGCAAGGCUGCGUUUUCAUCAGACAACAACACAGCUCAUUUAACCAUCUACACGACGACGAUGAAGACGACCACGAUGAUGACGAUAACAAUAAUAAUAAUAACAACAACAACAAUAAUAAUAAUAACAACAACAAUAAUAAAAACAACAACAAUAAUAAUGAUAACGAGGUUAUAUUAAAGAUAUACGCGUCAGACUCCGGUGGACUGCUCUCAAAAUCAAUGCACCUCCACAUCAGCAUCCUUCCAUCUGCGUACCUGUGGGAUGGAUAUAGGGACGAGAUAUCAUUGAGUGACGAAAAUUAUGAUGAUGAUAAUAAUAAUAAUAAUAAUAAUAAUAAUAAUAAUAAUAAUAAUAAUAAUAAUAAUAAUAAUGUUAAUAAUAAUAAUAAUAAUAAUAAUAAUGAUGAUGAUGAUGAUGACGUCACGAAUGAUGAUGAUAAUGAUGACGACGAUGAUGAUGGCAUUGACAGAAGAGCCGAUGUUGAUAACCAUUAUAGAGCUGGACACGGUGACAGUGGUGGCAAAAAAGGUGAUGAUUAUGAUGAUGACGGUGGCGAUACUACUACUGCUACUACUGCUGCGGCUACUACUACUGCUGCUGCUACUGCUUUUACUACUACUACUAAUAAUAAUAAUAAUCAUAGGAAAGAGAUUCAAAUAUUCAGAAAUUUGCAGUUAAAAAGCGUGAUAAAGGGCAGCGGAGAUUUAAUCACAAAUCAUAAUAAUAUGAAUAAUAUGAAUAAUAUGAAUACUAAUUACAAUAAUAAUUAUAAUAAUGAUUACCAUAAUAAUAACAACAAUUACGUUGAUGGCUCAUGCGAUAUAAAGAGAGUAUCCGUUGAUAUUAGCAUACAAAAUGAAAAUGAUGAUGAUGAUGAUGGUAUCUAUGACAUUGAUACCGGUACAGAAGAUACGAAUACUUACAAUAACAACAACACUAGCAACAUUAGCCAUAAAUAUAACAAUAGCAACAACAACAACAAAGCAAAUAAACGUGUAGUAUGUGAACACGAUAUUACCUCCAUAUUGAAACAAUUUCUGUUGUGUAGUAGCAGUAGUAGUAGUAGCAGCAGCAGUAGCAGCAGUAGUAGCAGUAGUAGUAGCAAUAGCAGUAGUAGUAGCAGCAGCAGCGUACAAGUGCUGCGAGAACACGACGAAACAACCUUUCUCAUCGAAAACGAAACUAUCUUCAGCGGUUCUGGAAUUACCAGUGAGAUAAAAUUAGAUUGGAAUCACUUUACAACGGCUGUCUGGUUCAAAGGUCAACGGCAUUACGAAUCAGGCCCUAGUCGGAGAUUUGUUAUAUGGCAAGCCCGUUCUUUGAGUAAGGGCGUCCAUGUCAUGUAA